Messenger RNA from Varroa destructor (honeybee mite), 2112 nucleotides. RefSeq names its product Succinyl-coenzyme A synthetase beta subunit, GDP-forming (gene ScsbetaG). The record is from RefSeq and is a predicted model, not a curated record. Gene Ontology annotation, biological process: succinyl-CoA metabolic process; tricarboxylic acid cycle. Gene Ontology annotation, molecular function: succinate-CoA ligase (GDP-forming) activity; ATP binding. NCBI's taxonomy places the organism in Eukaryota, Metazoa, Arthropoda, Arachnida, Mesostigmata, Varroidae. Gene Ontology annotation, cellular component: mitochondrion; succinate-CoA ligase complex.
CCGUCAGCCGCAUUGGUCCAUACGGGUCUUAACACUAUCAGCAAGUUUUCUUUACAUCAUUGGAUGGACAUCGUUGUUAUUCGCUUGACUUUGCUUUGUAUUCGUAUCGUACUCAGUGUGCCCUGAUAAGCCCAAAUUUUGAAAAUGUUUCGACUUUCGAAACUACUACGGGCUGCCACUCAGUCUUCCAAGGUGGCUCAAACGCCAAAUAUUCGCCUUCUUAAUUUGCACGAGUACCAGUCGAAGCAACUGAUGGCAGACGGUGGGGUGACAGUCCAGCGCUUCAAGGUAGCAGAUACCAUCGCUCAGGCGCGCGACAUUGCCCAAAACACGAAAUACGAUGAGUUUGUGGUAAAGGCCCAGGUUCUCGCCGGCGGACGGGGCAAGGGAACGUUUAACUCUGGCUUGCGCGGCGGUGUAAAGCUGACGAAGAACCCCGAGCAGGUUGUUGAGUUUGUCGAAAAAAUGCUUGGCUACCGGCUGGUUACGAAACAGACAACAAAGGAAGGCGUGAUUGUAAAAAAAGUGAUGAUUGCUGAGGCAUUGGAUAUUAAGCGUGAAACUUACUUAGCUAUUCUUAUGGAUCGUACGUUUAAUGGACCGGUUGUGGUUGCGUCGCCGGCCGGCGGAGUCGACAUUGAAGAAGUUGCUGAAAAGAAUCCUGAGCUUAUCUACAAGGAAGUCAUUGAUAUAGAGAAAGGCAUCCAAGACGAGCAAGCCAUAAAAAUUGCCAGGAACCUGCAAUUCGAGGGUGACAAUAUCAAAGAUGCCGCUGAACAGAUCAAAAAGCUUUAUGCUGUGUUCCGUAAGGUAGAUGCUACAAUGGUGGAAAUCAAUCCUUUUGGCGAGACCCCCAAUGGAAAGGUGGUGUGCUUCGAUGCCAAGAUCAAUUUCGAUGACAAUGCGCAGUUUCGGCAGAAAGACAUUUUCGCUCAGGAAGAUACCACUGAAAGUGACCCGCGCGAGGUGGAAGCAGCGAAAUGGAACCUUAACUAUAUCGGUAUGGAUGGAAAUAUUGCGUGUCUGGUAAACGGAGCCGGUUUAGCAAUGGCGACGAUGGACAUAAUCAAAUUGCGCGGUGGAAACCCAGCUAAUUUCCUUGAUGUCGGCGGUUCCGUUGGAGAAGAGCAGGUCGCCGAGGCAUUCCGUAUCCUAACUCAGGAUCAGAACGUUAAAGCUAUCCUUGUCAACGUCUUUGGCGGUAUUGUCAACUGUGUUACUAUCGCUAAUGGAAUUAUAAAUGCAUGUAAAAAGAUCGCUCUCACCGUCCCUCUUGUUGUUCGUCUCGAGGGCACUAAUGUCGAUGCUGCCAAAGAACUUCUGACCAAUUCAGGCCUGGCUAUCCACUCAGCCAACGAUUUAGAGGACGCGGCAGUCAAAGCGGUCGCUAGCUUGCGAGGUUAAAAUCGCUCACAUGCCCGGUGCGGUACCCUGCAUAAGUGUGAAGUUAUGCCAAAUGCAAUAAGCCAGUCUGUUAAACAUCCUGAUAUAGGCCAUCACAAGGCAGAUGUCCGUAACACACAGUUCAAUUUAAUUUCGCAUUUCUAUCAGGAAUAAUAAUAUUAAACGUUUAACGAGGUAAAAACAUAAAGGUACCUGACGAUCAAGUAUUGAGGUUUGUUAUAAGCCUUGCCUAUGAUGGUAGAUUGAUUUUAUUAUUGUAGCAGUAGUACAGUCAGUAUCGAUUAGAAUGACUUACCGAUCCGUGAACGUCAGAUUUCUUCUGUCUUCUGUCUUUACCGAAUGUUUUAUUAAACAAUGCGAAAGGAAGUGAAUCUGUAAACAGAGAAAGGUGUGCUGAUAAUAACAUAUGACAAUCACACUGCAUCUUUUUUCAUAAUAAGGCUUUUUAUGUCAGGACGGAAACAAUGAACAUGACGUAGCAGGAAAGAAUAUAAAUAUAUAUAUAUAUAUCUCAACUACAUGAAAAUUUUAUUUUUCUAAAAGAUAUUCAAGCAGAAGCAAAGCACCUAUGAGAGAUGGGACAAUAAGUAAAAGAGUAAAGAAAAGUUUGUACAGUACGACUGCCGCUUAUUAUAAUUAAGACAUACAAGAUCCAACCGGAAAACAGGAGGUUAUUACAAUAAAGUAAGCAUGCAUUAUGUAUAUAAA